Molecule: messenger RNA, 2067 nt
Organism: Mesitornis unicolor (brown roatelo)
Lineage: Eukaryota; Metazoa; Chordata; Aves; Mesitornithiformes; Mesitornithidae
Gene: NRROS
Product: negative regulator of reactive oxygen species
Exons: 2
Coding region: 1-2067 (688 amino acids)
Cellular component (GO): extracellular matrix
Molecular function (GO): protein binding
Source: RefSeq, a predicted model, not a curated record
AUGGAGGCCCCGCUCCCUGGUCUCUCCCUGCUUCUGGUCCUCCUGGCAGUGGAAUGGGGAAGCGGGGCGGUCGCAGUCUGGGCAACAUCUCCCAGCGUCUGCGAGCUCGUGCAGAGCACUUUGGACUGCACUGGGAGAUGGCUGAGCUCCGUUCCAGGAAAUCUUCGAGGUGAUAUUGAGGAGCUGCUGCUUGAUGACAAUGCUAUACGGGUUCUGGGCAAUACCUCUCUGCUCUCCUACCACCAGCUGCGGCAUCUCAGCUUGACCAAGAACCGGCUGGAGCUCAUCGAGCCUGGUGCCUUCCUUAGCAGCCAAGGCCUCCACGUGCUCUCCGUGGCAGACAACCUCCUCUUCACCAACUACUCGCUGACAGCAGCUGCUCUUUCUGCUCUGCCAGCCUUGAGGACGCUGGAUCUAGCUGGAAACCUCCUCACUGAGGACAUGGUAUCAGUUUUGGUCUGGAACCUGUCUUCCUUGGAGUCCUUGUCCGUGGCCAGGAACAUCAUCAUGAGGCUGGACUCAUCUGUCUUCAUGAACUUGACACAGCUGUUGGAGCUGAACCUGGAGAAGAACUACAUCUUCGAGAUUGACCGAGCUUUUGAAGGGCUGCAGAGGCUGCAGAGGCUCAAUUUAGCUUACAACUAUCUCCCGUGUGUAGUGGAGUUCGGCCUGACCCAGCUCAGGGUGCUCAACAUCAGCAACAAUGUCAUCGAGUGGUUUCUGGCUCUGGAAAGUGAUGACCUCUUUGAGCUGGAGGUGCUGGACCUGUCUCACAACCGCCUCCUUUUCUUCCCCGUGUUGCCCCGGCAGAGCAAGCUGCACUCCUUGCUGCUGAAGGACAAUGAGAUGAGCUUCUACCAGCGGCUCCCUAAUGGCACAUCCCUGGCACACGUCACGGUGCAGUUCCUGCUCAUUGAUGGCAACUCCACCAAUGUCACGACGGUCAGCCUCUGGGAUGAGAUCUGCCACAGCAACCUCUCCUCCCUGCGCCUCCUGGACAUGAGCCAGAACCAGGUCUGGUACCUGCCGGAGGGCUUUCUGGCCCAGAUGCCUUUCCUGACCCACCUGAAGCUCAACCAGAACUGCCUGGAGACGUUUCACCUGUCGGAGGGGGACCCCUUAGCCAUGCUGACGGAGCUGGACCUCAGCCAGAACCGGCUGGAGGAGUUGGGGGCAGAUGUGGGCGCUGAGGACGUCCUGCCCAACCUACAGCUCUUCAACCUCAGCACCAACAGACUGCGGGUGCUUCCUCCUGGGGUUUUCACCUACACCAGGAAGAUCGCUACUGUGGACCUCAGCCACAACCGGGUCGACCUGUGUCCCCAGCCAGCCGUCGCAGGUGAGGUCCCCUGCGUGGACAUCAGGGGAGUUGAGACCUUGACUUAUCUCUCCUUGGCUGGCUGUGGUCUGCGGGGACUGGGUGGCCACCCCUUCCAGGGGACGUCGCUGAUGCAUUUGGACCUCUCUGACAAUCACCAGGUACUGUCUGGGGACCUGGGGUGGCUGCAGGACCUUGUUCUGACGCUACAGGUGUUGUCUCUGAGGAACACCAGCCUCUCCUCCAUCACCAUGGACUUCUCGGCCUUUAACAGCCUUGUGCACUUGGACCUUUCAGGGAACUCCUUGGCCAUCUUCCCCACCUCACUGGGUGUCCUGAAGCUGCGCAGCCUGGACCUGCGGGACAACUGCCUCCCGGCUCUCCCGCCGGACGUGGUGCGGACGCCGCUGGGGAAGAGCUUGCAGGAGGUCUACCUCAGCCGAAACCCCUACAACUGCUGCACGCUGGGCUGGUGGGAUGCCCUGCAGCGGGUCGAGGGGUUGCACAUCCCUGACGGGCAGGAGGUGACCUGCAGCUUCGCCUCCCGGACGCUGAGCCCCAGGGUGCUGCCAGAGCCCAUCGUGCGAAGCUGCCGCUGGCAGACGGCUGACCUGGCCCUCCUCUACCUGGUGCUGGCUCUGCCCACCUGCCUGACGCUCCUGGUGGCCUUUGCUGUCGUCUUCCUCACGUUCAAGCAAAAGCUGCUGAAAAUGGUGAAAAGCCAGUGUGGGGUGUCCAGCUCUUACUGA